Messenger RNA from Suncus etruscus (white-toothed pygmy shrew), 2192 nucleotides. RefSeq names its product TRAF3 interacting protein 1 (gene IFT54). Bases 106 to 2145 code for a protein of 679 amino acids. Gene Ontology annotation, biological process: cilium assembly; intraciliary transport; regulation of microtubule cytoskeleton organization. The transcript is spliced from 16 exons. NCBI's taxonomy places the organism in Eukaryota, Metazoa, Chordata, Mammalia, Eulipotyphla, Soricidae. The record is from RefSeq and is a predicted model, not a curated record. Gene Ontology annotation, cellular component: ciliary basal body; centrosome; intraciliary transport particle B. Gene Ontology annotation, molecular function: microtubule binding.
GCGGAGCGGGCCGUGGAGGCCGGGGCGGGCGGCGGCGGGCCCGACGGCAGCGGCGGCUGCAGCGGGAGCGGGAGCAGGAGCGCUCGGCGUAGGCUCAGGGCCACCAUGAACGCGGCCGUGGUGAGGCGCACGCAGGAGGCGCUGGGCAAGGUGAUCCGGCGGCCGCCGCUGACGGAGAAGCUGCUCAACAAGCCGCCGUUCCGCUACCUGCACGACAUCAUCACGGAGGUGAUCCGGAUGACCGGCUUCAUGAAGGGCCUAUACUCGGAAGCUGAGAUGAAGUCCGACAACGUGAAGGAGAAAGAUGCCAAGAUGAGCUUCCUUCAGAAGGCCAUCGAUGUGGUGGCACUGGUGUCCGGGGAGCCGCUGUUGGCCAAGCCUGCACGGAUCGUAGCGGGCCAUGAUCCGGAGAGGACUAAUGAGUUGCUCCAGGUCAUUGGUCGAUGCUGCCUGCACAAGCUGUGCAGUGAUGAGGCGGUGAGGAGAGUGUUGUCUGGGGAGAAGGGGGAUGCCCGGGGGCGGGCCCCCCUGUCCUCCAGGUCGCAGCAAGUUGACAGCAAGAACGUGAGUGUGCGGGAGGACAGGGACCGAGUCCGCCGGGACACAGAGGAGCCAAGAGUGCCUGAGGCAGACCAGAGAAGCCCUAGCCAAGAACACAGGCAGGAGGAGCUUCGGGAGGAGAGCCGAGUGCGGGACAAGGCCAAGGACAGCAACCGCGAGAGACACAAGGAGGCCGAGAGAGACACCGAGAGAGAGAGGGCAAGGACCAGGACCCGAACAGAGCGGGAGCGGGAUCGGGACCGGGAUCGGGGCACCAAGAACGGGGACCGUGAAAGGGACCGGAAGAGUGAGGCAGGACGAGAGAAGGAGAGGUGGAAGGAGCGGGAACGGGACAAAGGCAGGGACCGGGACCGCGACAGGGACCGGGACCGCGACAAGGACCGAGACCGCGACCGUGACCGAGAUCGAGAUCGGGACAGGGACCGGGACCGGCGGCGGGCAAAAAAUGGAGAACGUGCCCGGGCUGCUGAGCGGGAGAAGAGCCGAGAGCAUGACGGUGCUGAGAGGAAGAGGACCUUUGUCUCUCAGUCUGCAGGCGUGGGGGAGAUGAGCAGAAGGCUGCCCGAUGGGGUCCUCAAAGACGGCAAGACUGAUCCCGAGGCUGAGCUGUCCAGUCGAGCAUCCAAGUCCAUGGUCGCAAAGGCAUCAAGGCGGCGAUCCAAGAAUUCCCUGGAAGGGAUAGGAGAUGCUGAAGUGCACUCAGCCAGUGUUCCUGAGAGCCACCCAGCCGGCCCGUGGCCGGAGAACCCCGAAACAGAGGCUGUAGGAAAGCAGCCAGGUGACACCUCGAGUGAGGCAGAUGCUGGGGCUGCUGCCCAGGGGAAGCCUGAGGUGCCUGAAAACCCGGAGGCUCCCAGUGAGCUGACCUCAAAUGUCAGAAGAAUAGCUCGGCCAGGGAGUGCCCGGCCCGCCCCUCCCCGUAUCAGACGCCAGGAAAGUGCUGAGGUGCCGACUGUUGACAGGGCCAGCAGCGGGAAGCCCGUGUCCAAUGUGAUCGUGGACUCCCGGGGUGCUGACGAUGACAAUGACGACGAAGAGUUUGUGGUGGAGGCAGCGCUGCAGGGUUCGGAGCUGGCGGAACUGGAAUCGGUACCAGCCGUGGAAUUAAAGGAAGAAGAGAAGCAUGGAGGACUUGUCAAAAAGAUCCUGGACACCAAGAAAAACUACGAGAAAGGAAUACAGCCGAGGUCUAAUGAGAAGGACAAGAUGCACUUGUUCGAGUCAGCGUGGAAGAAGGAGAAGGACAUUGUCUCCAAGGAACUUGAGAAGCUUCGCACCUCCAUCCAGACCCUGUGCAGGAGUGCACUGCCCUUGGGCAAGAUCAUGGACUACAUCCAGGAGGACGUGGAUGCCAUGCACAGUGAGCUCAGUCUGUGGCACCGUGAGCGCAGGCAGCACACAGAGGCACUGCAGAAGGAGCAAAGCAUCACCGAUUGCGCUGUGGAGCCCUUGAAAGCAGAGCUUGGGGAGCUGGAACAGCUGAUCCGAGACCAGCAGGACAAGAUCUGUGCAGUGAAGGCCAACAUCCUCCGGAAUGAGGAGAAGAUUCAGAGGAUGGUGCAUGCCCUGAGCUCCCGGCGCUGAAACUGCUGUGUGCCCCUCACCUAUCACUCAUAAAUGGCUCUUGCAGA